GCGGAGCCCAGCGGCGCUAUGGCUGUGCCGGGCGGAGGUGUGAAGGAGGACUCGUUCAACAUGCUGGACCUGGCGGAGUACACCAAGAACCGGCCCUGGUGGCGCAAGGUCUUUGCCCCCAGCUCGGGGUCGAGUGCCGAGAAAUACAAUGUGGCCACACAGCUGGUGAUCGGAGGGGUAACGGGAUGGUGUACUGGAUUCAUCUUCCAGAAAGUUGGAAAGCUGGCAGCGACAGCGGUGGGAGGUGGCUUUUUCCUACUUCAGAUUGCAAACCACACAGGAUACAUCAAAGUGGACUGGAAGCUAGUAGAACGGGAUGUGAACAAAGCCAAGCAGCAGCUGAAAUUUCACAGCAGUGGUAACAAAAUGUCCCCAGAAGUGAAAAGCAGAGUUGAUGAGGUGAUCAUAUUUCUGAAGAAGAAUGUUAUCCUGACUGGAGGGUUUGCUGGAGGAUUCCUGCUCGGAAUGGCAUCCUAGAAACUGCGCUCGACUCUCCCUUCAUGCUCAGCCUCCCCUGCCCUCCUCUACUGUUGUUCUCUCUCUCUCACUUAAAAGUCAAAGGAUGUUGCUGACAGGCUCAGUUCCUUCUGCUUACAGGUUCCAGCCCUUACUUCUUACAAUGCUGCUUCUGAUUUCCAACUUUUUCCUGUGUCUGGGCUGUUAGGAUGCUGGGAUCAGUCUGAAAGGUUAUAACUCCUGGUGUAUCAUUGUGAUUCCUCUCCCCACCAAAUGUGCCCAGUCCCAAAUUUUCUGAUGAGUUGCAGCCUCAUAAACAUGUAGUGCAGAGAAAUCUCCGAAAUGCGCUUCUUCCCAGGUGCUCAGGGCUGUUAUAUGUACAUUUGUCUGCCAGUAUAUAUGUACAACAGGUGCCAGCUGUUCACUGCUAUUUAGCUUGCACUUUUCCUGCCCCAGUACCUAGAAAGCCUGUGCGUUCGUCUGCACAGAGGUGGUGUGUGCAAUCCAAAAUGUGCUUGGCUGUCCUGGGGUGGAUGCAGAAGUGUCAGGGGACAGCCUGGGCUGUGUCCAGGGCAGGUGAAUAAGGAGCAAGUUCAUGCUAUAUGUGGUGCUGGGGGUUCUCCUGCCCUCCCCCUGCCAUUGCACUGCACAUAGAUGGCUGUUUGGUUUCUCCUCUGCUGUUAUUUAUACCCCUUACUGGAAUUGCAGCACUGGCACUGCUGAUGGAAACUGAGCACCGUGGGUGACUCUCCAGGCCCUUUCCUCAUCAUGUGUUCUGAAAGUCACCAAGCUUCCUGCACUGUAGAGCGUCUUUAGCCUUUAGUCUUGCUUGCUAGCUGACUGCUCAGCCUUUGAAAUGUGCUGAAGCGCUCUCUUGUGGUGGGCAGACUUCCAGCGUGCUUGACCUGUCUGUGUCAGGCUAGCUGGCGCAGGCAGUGUGCAUUUCAGCUGUGCUACUUACUGUAAAUCACCUUGAGCCUCAGACUGUUUUUUCUAGGUCUACCAUGACCUUCUCUGGCCACUUUGGCGUUGGUGAUGCUCUUAGAGCUGUAACUGUGUGGGAUAGGAUUGUAGACGGGAAAUGCAUCCCUGUUUAGGGUACACUGUACUGGUCCAGGGUCCCUGUUGCCAGCUCUGCUGGAGUGGUGGCAGGGGAGGAUGUGAAAUUUGGAGUGCAGUCCUUUACCUGCUCUGCAGAGCACAAACUCCAUCUCCCUGGUCUCUGGAAGCAACUGAAAUGACAAAACUGUUGGGAAAACCAGGUUGUGCUCUUGUGGGAGUGGCUCAUUUCCAUACUUUCUGCUUUGGUUAUGUUCCUUCCUUCUUUGCGUUUACCAUUUCCACAGAAAAAGCUGCUUGUUUAAUUCCAUGAGCUGCAGUCCUUCUCCUGCAGGUGAUGAGGCAGCCCAGAUGCAGAGCUCAGCUGUUUUUGGACAGUCUGUCCUAGUGCAGCUGUGUGCAGAGCAGAACUCUAACCUACAAGAGAAAAUUAAAAAAAAAAAAAAUAAAUAAUUCCUUAGAGGUCAUCUGCAUUGGCUGUGCUGGGCUGGCAUUGCAGCUUUCCAGAGUGUGGGGAAUUGCGUGACGGUGGGGUGAUGUCCUCCAGAAGGUACAUGUAGAAGAUCUUGCCAAAAAUUGUUUUGGUUUUUUUUUUUUUAAUGUGAAAGUCAGCCCAUCCUUCAAAUGGGAAACAUGCUAGGGAAUGAUGAUGCGCAUGGGUGAUAGGAUGUAGCGCAUGGGUGAUAGGAUGUAGCACCUGGCUCAGUGACUGCAUCCUACCUCCAGUGCUGGGUAAUGCCUUUCUGAUCAUCUGCUGCUGCUCUCAGUAUGGCUAGAAAUGGGGAUCUUCCCCCGAGAGCUGCUGGAAGAGCUGGAAUGGUGGGUUCUUCCACCAGAGGUUUUGGGAUGAGCACAUGCAGCUGUUAAUUUUGUUUCAGCUCUCUUGAAGUGUCAGUGUAGCAACACAUUGAUUCAGCUGAGGUUUUCUCACCUUCAGGAUCGGAAAAGAGGCUGCAGGUAAUCGGGAAACAGAAGUUGGUAUCUUUGCUCCUGUCCUGCCAUACAUGGCAAAGGAGAAUGAAGGAGCAGCUGGACUCACAUCCUUUUAAUGAUGGUCUUCCUCAAAGCCAUCCAGGACUGCAGGAGCGAUGUGAUGCAGCAAAUAGAUCUUCAGUAAAUUGGUCUUUGGGAGUGGAGUGACAGUGGUGGUUUUGGGGGUUUGUUUUUGUAGGAACCCUGCAGGGCUGAACAUGCAUGAAUUGAUACAUUUGUAUUGCAGGGUAUCUCUUGUUCCUGCAGGAAAACAGCAUUGCUGCCUCUCUGCUUGGUGUGCUGCAUAACACAACUUCUUCUGAGAUGCACUAAUCUCCACAAAGCUUUCUCCAACGACAAAGCUCAAAGUAAAUAAUAAACAGACCUUAGGGAUGUUUUUCAGGCUCAAAUAAGUCACUGUUUCUGCCCAGCCCCAGGGAAGGGUGUACUGGAUUGUGCUCCACAGGGCCCUGACUUGCUGCUAUGGAGAGAGAUGGCCCAGAGAGGGAGCUAAAACACCUCAAUUGCUGCUGGAAGGGGGAACAAGGGACAAAUUCAUGAGUUUGAUGUGAAU
This is a messenger RNA of Gavia stellata (red-throated loon), 3061 nucleotides long. It is a transcript of the gene FUNDC2, whose product is annotated as FUN14 domain containing 2. The transcript has 5 exons. Gene Ontology annotation, cellular component: mitochondrial outer membrane. Lineage: Eukaryota; Metazoa; Chordata; Aves; Gaviiformes; Gaviidae. Gene Ontology annotation, biological process: autophagy of mitochondrion. The coding region runs from base 19 to 477 and encodes 152 amino acids. The record is from RefSeq and is a predicted model, not a curated record.